AUGGCCUCUCCCGCGCAGUCCACCGGCUCGACCAAGGUCGACGCCGUCAUCCAGAAUGUCAAGGCUGCUGAGCCCCAGAAGCUGUCCGGCGUCGCGCUGUACUCGCGCUUCGCCCUUGCCGGCGCCAUCUGCUGCUCCGUCACCCACGGUGGUCUCACCCCCGUCGAUGUCGUCAAGACCCGCAUCCAGCUCGACCCCCAGACCUACAACCGCGGCAUGAUCGGCGGCUUCCGCCAGGUCAUCCAGAACGAGGGCGCUGGCGCUCUCCUCACCGGUGUCGGCCCUACCUUCGCCGGUUACUUCCUCCAGGGCGCCUUCAAGUUCGGCGGUUACGAGUUCUUCAAGCAGCAGUGCAUCAACCAGCUCGGCUACGAGACUGCCUCCAACAACCGCACUGCCGUCUACCUCGCCUCCUCCGCCGCCGCCGAGUUCUUCGCCGACAUCGCCCUCUGCCCCCUCGAGGCCACCCGUAUCCGUCUCGUCUCUGAGCCCACCUACGCCAACGGUCUCAUUGGUGGCUUCUCCAAGAUGCUCAAGAACGAGGGUAUUGGUGCCUUCUACGCUGGUUUCGGACCUAUCCUCUUCAAGCAGAUUCCCUACACCAUGGCCAAGUUCGUUGUCUACGAGAAGGUUGCCGAGGCCAUCUACCGCUCGUACCCCAAGAAGGACAUGUCCGACGGCCAGCAGACCGCUGUCAACCUGGGCUCCGGUCUCAUCGCUGGUUUCGCCGCCGCCAUCGUCUCUCAGCCCGCCGACACCAUGCUCUCCAAGAUCAACAAGACCAAGGGCCUCCCCGGUGAAGGCACCACCUCCCGCCUCAUCAAGAUCGCCAAGGAGCUCGGCUUCCGUGGUUCUUAUGGCGGUAUCGGCGCCCGUCUGUUCAUGGUUGGUACCCUGACUGCCGGUCAGUUCGCCAUCUACGGUGACGUCAAGAAGGCCCUCGGCGCCACCGGCGGUGUCGAGAUCGCCAAAUAA
Messenger RNA from Purpureocillium lilacinum, 975 nucleotides. RefSeq names its product mitochondrial phosphate carrier protein. Gene Ontology annotation, molecular function: phosphate transmembrane transporter activity. NCBI's taxonomy places the organism in Eukaryota, Fungi, Ascomycota, Sordariomycetes, Hypocreales, Ophiocordycipitaceae. The record is from RefSeq and is a predicted model, not a curated record. Gene Ontology annotation, biological process: mitochondrial phosphate ion transmembrane transport. Gene Ontology annotation, cellular component: mitochondrial inner membrane.